AUGGAAAAGGAUAAAAAUACAGAUCAGCAAAUGGUUUCGAAUGAAGAUAUGUCCAAAGGACAAAUUCAACUUUCAAUACCUCCACACCAGGUCCAGACAGGAGGGGAGCCUGAUGACAUCGCUCUUAAAAAUGGAAUGUCAACGAUAGAAGGCGAUGAACAAGCAAAUUUGGACAAAGAGGAAGCAGUACUCACAAAUACAUCUAGUAGCUGUCAUUCAAAUCAAAGCAUGAAAGACGCUGCUUCAAUCAACGAUCUUUCAAAUACCCAUGAGGCUUCAAUACAAACGGGAGGAGAAGCUGAAGCACUACUAUCUAAAGACCUUAGCCAGCAAUUAGAAACUGAGGAGUCGAAAGUUGAGGAGGCCUUAAAAAGAAUAACCUCGCCUCCAUUACCAUCGAGAGUUGACAAUGUUGAGAACUGCAUGCCUGUCCCUCUCAAAGCUUCAUCCCCCCCAGUGCCUCCAAGAUAUAAAAACGGUAAAGCCUCCUUUGAUCAACCUCAAUUACCUCCAAGGCAAAUGGUUAAUGCGGAAACUCUCCAUUUGAAGACGCCUCAUGGUAAUGUGAUUCCUCUUAAACCAUCAGUGGAUGUUGUAGGUGAUCAUCCUUCACCUGUACCACCAAUAUUACCUCCACGCCGUAUAGAAAAUCCUCUGGACUUAGCGUCCAGAAUGCACUUCCUAGCAAGUACAUUUAAGAGAAAUAUGCUUUUCUAUGAAAAUGAAAGUAAUUCAAUCAAAUGUGAUUUGGAUAAUAAUAUACUCAGUCUGAAAGAGAACUCGAGAAAAAUUGACUCUCAUCAAUUGCCUGAAGAGAUCAAAUCAUUUUGGUUGAAUACUAUAGACGACUAUCAACACAUUCUACUGGAUGAUACUGAAGCCUUACACGCCCAACUAUCUUGUGGUAUACCAGCCGCUUAUCGUUUAAUAGUCUGGCAGUUAGUGAGUUACGCGAAAUCAAAAUCCUUUGACUCUAUAUAUGAAACUUACCUAACACAAGAUGCACCAUUUGGCGUCCAGGAAUUGGAGGAUCAGCUGAACGUGAUGGCUGGUAUAUCUUCUGCAAACAUAAAAAGUAUAUCCAAUGUGUUAAAGGCCUAUUUACUAUUUGAUCCCGAAUGCGCUUUUUCUAUCGACAUGGCUUAUAUUAUCAAUAUGAUAUUAAACGUUUGCGAGAACGAAGCAAAUGCAUUUGGUCUAUUUGUGCGCCUGAUGAAAGUUUAUGGUUUAAGGCUAUUGUUUUUACCAAGUGCUUCUGAGGUCGACAUUCUUUGCUAUAAAUUUGAUAGACUUGUAGAAGAGUUCUAUCCAGACAUCUAUAGCAACAUGGUUGAGAAGGGCGUUCGCUCUUCUAUGUUUUUGCCUGGUUUCCUCACCACAUUGUUUCAAAAGAAACUUCCCAUUGAAAUUCAACCACGAAUCGGUGACAUGAUAUUUCUAGAAAGUCUUGACUCUACUAUGAGAAUCCUGGUUACAUUGUUAUGUAAUUCCAGAGACGAACUAUCAAAAAUGGAUUUUGAUGAUAUGCUGGAGUUAUUAAAAUCAGGUCUAUUGGAUGCUUAUAUUAAGCGAGUAAAUGAUGCACAAAGUGGCGCUCUUUCCGCCAAUGAAUGCGUAGAUAAACUACUCCAAGAUUCUAUGAUGGAAUUAAAGAUCACCCCAAAGACUAUGAAGAAGUAUGCUUCUGAAUAUGAGGAAAUUCAUAGGUUGGAUAACGAAAGGGAAGAGCAAUAUAAAUCUAUUACAGAAAAGAACUUGCAUCUACAAAAGCAUGUACGUAAACUGGAAAAUGAUUAUACUUCUUUAAAUAGAGAGCAUGUGACAAUUGCAAACGAGUUAGUGAAAAACCGGCUUAACAUUGAAUCAAUAUUGAAUGAAAACAAUGGACAUAAACUUCAAAUUCUGGACUUGAAGAAAAAAUUAGAUUCGGAAAAAAAGAAACAAGCUUCAAGUGUGUAUGUUCCUAACGAUUUGAAGAAAGAUUUGGAAGAGACAAUGAAAAAAAACUCUCAAGUAAUGGACGAAAAUUUGAAAUUACAGGACAGAGUCUCAGAGCUAGAAAGAACUGUCGAAGCAAUCAGAGUUGCAAACGAAAAUGGUGUUCUAUUUGAAUAUUCCAAUUCUAAGAAUCAUCCUUUAGGGACCAGUUGGUCAGGAUUCAGAAAGGUUUUUAAGUAA
This is a messenger RNA of Saccharomyces mikatae IFO 1815, 2178 nucleotides long. It is a transcript of the gene GYL1, whose product is annotated as Gyl1p. NCBI's taxonomy places the organism in Eukaryota, Fungi, Ascomycota, Saccharomycetes, Saccharomycetales, Saccharomycetaceae. The transcript has a single exon. The coding region runs from base 1 to 2178 and encodes 725 amino acids. The record is from RefSeq and is a predicted model, not a curated record.